GACGUUAUUACUGUGCGACCAGGCGUUUACGCGACGUACACAGCAAUGGCGAGCGGUAAAAAGAGUGCUCCGCUGUCCUCUUUGGCAGACUAUGGGGACGAUUCAGAGCCAGACUCUGAGUCCGAAAUCGAGGAGUCGGGAGGACAAGUAGGAGGUCUGGUGUACGGCUAUGGUGAUGAUGACCUGAACCGGACUGAGGAUGUGGAGUUCAAGGUGUCUCCAGAUGAAGACAGCAGAGAAAGCAUCUCGGAAAUGGAGGAGUCUGAUGAGGGGAGGGACGUAGAAGAAGUGGAGAUUCCAGAAGCAGAAAGAAAAGACCCCAAUGAGCUGGUUGCCCUGUUCUCGGAGAAGGUGAGGAACAUGUCCCCUGAUGAGAUCAGGAUCCCCCCUGAGCCCCCAGGACGCUGCUCCAGCCAGCUGCAGGACAAGAUCCACAAGCUUUACGAGAGGAAGCUCCAUGGAGACUUUGACACAAACAGCCACAUACAGAAAAAGAAAGAGUUCAGGAACCCCAGCAUCUACGAGAAGCUCAUUCAAUUCUGCGAUAUAGAUGAACUGGGAACCAACUACCCCAAAGACAUGUUCGACCCUCACGGCUGGUCAGAAGACUCUUACUAUGAAUCCCUUGCCAAAGCCCAGAAGGUGGAGAUGGACAAACUGGAAAAAGCCAAGAAGGAGAGGACAAAGAAAAAUGUUGAAACAUCAAACAGCAGCAGGAAUAAUGCUCUGCUGCUCUGUGUGUCUCAGAUUGAGUUUGUCACCGGGACAAAGAAGGGCACCAAUCCCUCCAGCACAUCAGCCUCCACCACCAGCAACACCGCCACCACCACCACAGCAGAGGCUCAGAAGAGGAAAAGCAAGUGGGACUCUGCCAUCCCUGUGACCCUGGCCCAGCCAACCCUCAUCACCACCACUGCAACCCUGCCUGCUGUCGUCUCUGUGACGACCACCGCCAGCGGCACCAAGACCACCGUCAUCUCUGCCGUGGGAACCAUCCUGAAGAAGUCCAAACAGUGAACACAGACAUUGGCUCGUUUUAUGCGUAAUGAUUUGGAGAGAAGUCCAACUAGAUCGAAAUAGACCCAAAGGCCUCUUUUUACACGGACUGCUCCAAGACUGCCUUCUUUCUCUGGGAUUGUAUCUCAACAGUGACAUCCGUAGCUGUAGACAGAUGCAUAUCGACCUUGCACUGAUACACUUCUAUCAUUCAGUUUUUACGUCUGCAGCGGUCUUUUUAUGUCUAACACAGUGAGGCAGAACAAGAGCAUGACAAUGGCUGAAUAAGGAAAGGGUACCUGACAUAACUGAAGAAGCUCUUUAUUUUUCUAUGCGUACUCUGGUGCUGUACCUCCAUGCAUUCUGAAGCAGUGAUGCGUGUUAGCUCGAUGUCAUCAACAUUUUUUUCAGCUUUUUCUCUCUCUUCAUUUUCACAUUCAGGUCGCUGUGGUAAGGUUUUUUACACUUGUACAUAUGUAUUGAUAGGAAGGUGAAUAAAUGGAUCAGAUGUUGCCUUUUCA
Molecule: messenger RNA, 1517 nt
Organism: Notolabrus celidotus (New Zealand spotty)
Lineage: Eukaryota; Metazoa; Chordata; Actinopteri; Labriformes; Labridae
Gene: sap30bp
Product: SAP30 binding protein
Exons: 10
Coding region: 46-1017 (323 amino acids)
Biological process (GO): regulation of DNA-templated transcription
Cellular component (GO): nucleus
Source: RefSeq, a predicted model, not a curated record